Closterium sp. Yama58-4 is the source of this 849-nucleotide messenger RNA. Lineage: Eukaryota; Viridiplantae; Streptophyta; Zygnematophyceae; Desmidiales; Closteriaceae. The record is from the annotation of a GenBank genome assembly.
AUGUUUACCACCUGUUCAAUAGUAACCAUUUGUCCAGUAACCAACUUUGCAGUAAGCACAUCUGUGCCCCCACAUGCAUGCAACCGCCCCUCCGCCCUCACCGCACCUGUCGGGCCGGAAGCCGGCACGCAACUGCGCCCUCCCCUGCGCCCUCCCCUGCGCCUUCCCCUGCGCCUUCCCCUGCGCCCUCCCCUGCGCCCUCCCCUGCGCCCUCCCCUGCGCCCUCCCCUGCAACCUCCCCUGCGCCCUCCCCUGCGCCCUCCCCUGCGCCCUCCCCUGCGCCCUCCCCUGCGCCCUCCCCUGCAACCUCCCCUGCGCCCUCCCCUGCAACCUCCCCUGCGCCCUCCCCUGCAACCUCCCCUGCGCCUUCCCCUGCAACCUCCCCUGCGCCCUCCCCUGCAACCUCCCCUGCGCCCUCCCCUGCGCCCUCCCCUGCAACCUCCCCUGCGCCCUCCCCUGCAACCUCCCCUGCGCCCUCCCCUGCAACCUCCCCUGCAACCUCCCCUGCGCCUUCCCCUGCAACCUCCCCUGCGCCCUCCCCUGCAACCUCCCCUGCAACCUCCCCUGCGCCUUCCCCUGCAACCUCCCCUGCGCCCUCCCCUGCAACCUCCCCUGCAACCUCCCCUGCGCCUUCCCCUGCAACCUCCCCUGCGCCCUCCCCUGCAACCUCCCCUGCGCCCUCGCUGCACCUGUCAGGCAGGAAGCUGGUCUCCACGGUGGGGUCCUUGCCAAACUUGCUCAUCCUCGCCUUCUUCCGCCCCUCCCCCGCUGCCCCCUCUCCGCCCCUGCCUGCCCCGUUCUCUGCUGUCGCCCACACAUGGGGAGAAGGAUGAGAGGGGAGAAGGAUGA